Messenger RNA from Callorhinchus milii (elephant shark), 5289 nucleotides. RefSeq names its product RPGRIP1 like (gene rpgrip1l). Gene Ontology annotation, biological process: non-motile cilium assembly; retinal rod cell development. Gene Ontology annotation, cellular component: photoreceptor connecting cilium. The record is from RefSeq and is a predicted model, not a curated record. Lineage: Eukaryota; Metazoa; Chordata; Chondrichthyes; Chimaeriformes; Callorhinchidae. Bases 143 to 4933 code for a protein of 1596 amino acids. Gene Ontology annotation, molecular function: thromboxane A2 receptor binding. The transcript has 38 exons.
GGGUAGCAACUGUCGUUGGGGUAAAUGAAUCGGGGAUGAGCCAACGUAACUGACUAACCGUGGACUGUCCAGGCCAGGCCCGGCUAAGGCGGCUCGGCCUGUCGUGUCUGCCCUGUUAGCCUCACCGCUAAGCAAUACUAAUAUGUCAGACCUGGCUGAUGAGACAGCAGGAGACCUCCCUGUGAAGGAUGUAGGCCUGUGCCUGGCUGGAAUUGGUGGAUUGCAAGAAUCAUCUGCUGCACAGAAUGCCAGAGCGCGCCAGGCAGUGUCUCGCAUCAGCCGCGAAGAGCUGGAGGAUCGCUUUCUCCGCCUUCACGAUGAAAACUUUUUGCUCAAACAGCAUGCAAGGAAGCAAGAAGACAAAAUUAAAAGGAUGGCCACCAAGCUCAUUAGGCUUGUCACUGACAGAAAAAGGUCUGAGUUGGAGAGUGGCGGCACCAAGCGGGUGGGAAGGGACAUUGAGAUGGAAGAAAUGAUUGAGGAACUGCAGGAAAAAGUUUGCGAACUGGAGAAGCAGAAUGAGGGGCUGAGGAAUCGUCUGGUGGCUUGUAAACAGCAGCUCCAAGUCCAAGGGCGUAGGCAAACCCCAUACAACUAUGUACAGUCCCGCAUAAACACUGGCCUAAGAAAGGUCAAUGAGGUUGCUUCCAUGCAGGAGAAUCUUAAAAGAGGGAUCAGAGUUCAAGAUCCAGAGCCAGCAGCAAAGUAUACCCAAACCAUACAGCCUAGAUAUGGACACAGCUUACUUGAAGAAGCCCGAGCUGAAAUACGAAAUCUGGAAAAUGUGAUUGAGUCCUACAAGACACAGAUGGAAGAGAUGGAACAAUCUGCAGAGAUACUCAGAGAGCAGAUAAAAAAGAAAGAGCAAGGAUAUGAGGAGUCUCUUCUUCAGCUCAGAGAGCAUCAAGCAACAGGACAGAGAAUAGCAAUCCGAGACAAUGUGGAGAUGAUAAGGCUACAGAAACAGUUUGCAGAGAAAGCAACUGCAUUUACUGUCAUGGAGGGAAAGCUUUUGCAAAUUCAAGAGAACCAGAGAACUAUGAAAGCCAGUCAUGAUGCCUUUAUGAAUAAAGUGGAUGAACUGAACACACAACUGAAAGAAGAACGUUGUAAAUGCCUCUGCCUUGAAAAACAACUGCACUCAGCCUCUUUUUCUAGAAGAAUAACAGAAGAGCUACAAGAAAGGGUCACUGAUCUACAAAAGGAAAAAGAUCUUUUGAAGGAGAAUUAUGACAAAUUAUUUAACAGUGCCUUUGACAUGACACACGAACAACAGUGGAAGUUGAAGGAACAACAGCUGAAGCUACAGAUUGCACAGCUCGAGACCGCACUGAAAUCAGACCUGGCUGACAAAAAUGAGAUCUUGGACAAAAUCAAACUGGAAAGAGAACAAAAUGAGCGACUCUCCCAGGAAAACAAAGAACUCCAGCUCCACUAUCUACAACACAAGCAACAGCUGGAUGAACUCAAAGACCGUAUGAAGUUCUUCACCAAAGAGAGUGAUAUUGAUGUGGCUGAAUUGAGCGAAGCACUGAUGCUCAUAAAGGUACGCAAUAAUCAGAAGAAAGGAAACCUUGAAUUCCUUGAGAAGCUGGAGGAUGACAUUAAUAAAGAUUUGGAGCGUUCGAUGAGAGAGCUACAGGCAAGACAUGCAGAAACUGUGCAGGAACUUGAAAAAACAAGAAAUAUGUUAAUCAUGCAGUACAAGAUUAAUAAGGACUAUCAGAGUGAGGUUGACACUGUGACACGAAAGAUGGAAGAUAACAAACGGGAAUAUGAGAUGAAACUGGAUCAAUACGCACAACUGCUCGACAUUAGGGCUGAUCGAAUCAGAAAAUUGGAAGCCCAACUCAAAGACAUAGCCUACGGGACCAAACAGUUCAAAUUCAAACCAGAAAUCACAGCUGACGAUAAGGUUGAUGAAUUUGAUGAAACUAUCCACUUAGAGCGUGGAGAAAACUUAUUUGAGAUCCAUAUCAACACAUUGAUCUUCUCCCCCGAAGCUCUGCAGGCUUUCAGUGAACAAGAACCUGCCACCUUUUGCACCUUUGCAUUUUACGACUAUGAAUUACAGUCAACCCCUGUAGUGCAUGGGCUGCAGCCAGUGUAUGACUUCACAUCUCAGUAUAUUGUCCGAGUAGAUGACUUCUUUCUACAAUAUUUGCAGAAAAACACAGUAAAACUAGAGUUGCAAUUCACAUUCGGCACAGACUAUGAAACCAUUGCAGUAUGUCAGUUACGAAUGCAUGAGAUCCUUGAAAAGAAUGGCAGAAUAUUUGGCACAACAAAUUUGGUUGGUAUCAGAGGAGAUGUUAAAGAUUAUGGUACAUUGGAAUACUGGAUUAGGCUACGAGUGCCAAUGGAUCAAGCCAUUAGACUUUACAAAGAACGAACAAAGGCCCUUGGGUAUAUUGUUUCUAAUCUGAAAGCAGAUGAUAAAACACCGGAGGUACCCACCAUUUCGCAGAUAAACACUUCACCACUAGCAGAUGGUAAUCUGAACGAACUUUAUAUCACUAUAAAAUUCUGCUCCAACCUACAAACUGAAAGGAGGAAUGGCCAGCCAAGUCCUUACGUUGUCUACAAGUUUUUUGAUUUUGCAGACCAUGAUACGUCGAUAAUCCCGAACACUAACGAGCCACAGUUUGACGAUCACUUCAGCUUUCCUGUACCAAUGAAUGCAGAUCUUGACAAAUAUCUUAAGUCAGAAUCAUUACACAUUUAUGUAUUUGAUGAUGAAGAGCCUGAUAACACCUUUUACCUGGGCAAGGCCAAUGUUCCCCUUAUUUCACUCGCUCAUGACAAGUACAUCACAGGUACAUUUGAACUUAGAAAUUCUGAAGGGCAGGCCAAUGGCACAGUCAAUGUUGUGCUUAAAUGGCAGAAUUCAUACUUUCCACCAAGUGGAUCCACAAUGACAGUGGAACAAGCUGAAGUGGUACCAAAGCAAGAACCAGAAAAGUUGCCAAUAGAAGAAGAACUGAAGGCAUCACCAUUAUCUAAACCUUCGUCAGGGACCGUAGUUAAGAUGCCACCGACUCCCAAACCCAGAAAAUUAUACAUUGAUUCUGGAAAACAAGAAAGAAGAGUGUCUUUUGCAGAUCCUUCUGCAACAAUAUCCAGAUCUUCUACUGUUGUUGAAAAGAAGUUAGAAGAGGUUGAAAGUAUUCCAGCAAAACCUGAACAAAUUAGCCAGGUAAAACAAGGUUGCAGUUUAGUUAGGAAGAAGCAAGAGGAAGCUAAAAUUGAGCCAGGAACAGAUGAUACUGUGGUUGAAACGAAAUUAGAAGAGGUGGAAAAUAUUUCAGCAAAACCUGAAGAAAAUAGCCAGGUAAAGCGAUCUCCCAGUGUUGUUGCCAAACAGCGAGAAGAGGUUAACAGUUCAGAAAAAGAUGAAACAAUACCCCAGGUUAAGCGAACUCCCAGUGGGAGGAAGCUAGAGGAGAGUAAAAGUGGUACAGGAACAGACGAACCAGUGAACCAGGUAAAACAAUCUCCCAGUGACAGGAAGUUAGGGGAAACUAAAAGUGCUCCAGGAACAGCUGAACCAGUGAGCCAGGUAAAGCGAACUCCUAGUGGCAGGAAGCUACAGGAGACUAAAAGUGCUGCAGGAACAGAUGAAGCAGUCAGCCAGGUAAAGCAAUCUCCCAGUGACAGGAAGUUAGGGGAAACUGAAAGCGCUGCAGGAACAGUUGAACCAGUGAGCCAGGUUAAGAGAACUCCCAGUUUCAGGAAGCAAGAGGAGACUAUAAGUGAUGCAGAAUCAGCUGUACCAGUAAAGCGAACUCCCAGUGGCAGGAAGCUAGAGGAGGCAAAAAGUGCUGCAGGAACAAAUGAACCAAUAAGCCAGGUAAAGCAAACUCCUAGUGUCAGGAAGCUACAGGAGAUUAAAAGUGCUACAGGAACAGUUGAAGCAGUCAGCCAGAUAAAGCGAACGCCCAGUGGUAGGAAGCUAGACGAGACCAAAAGUGCAACUGGAGUAGAUGAACCAGUGAGCCAGAUAAAGCGAACUCCCAGUGACAGGAAGUUAGAGGAGACUAAAAGUGCUGCAGGAACAGUUGAACCAGUGAGCGAGCUGAAGCGAACUCCCAGUAUUGUGGCUCAGAAACGAGAAGAGGUUGAAGUUACUCCACAAACAGCUGAACCAGCAAUCCAGGAUGGCAAAGGCACAGCCUUGGAAGAUGGAGCGGAGCCAAAUUUUGAGAAGGUUCAGGAAGAAGGAGAGCUUUCAGAGUUGUCUGAUGGACAGGUUGCUUUUCCAUCAGGACAAAGUGGAGCUAUCUCAGAAGAAAGUGAAACAAUAGAUGUAAAAGAAUCUGAUCAAGAUGGGAAUGAUGCACAGGCAACUGAUAUUGAUGAAUCAAUAACUGACAGCGAUGACUCUAUUGUCCCAGGCUGGCCAUCAAAGGAUAUAAAGCAGCCAUCAGAAAAGAUCCGGAUUGAGAUUGUCUCUCUCACAAUAAACAACAAUGCUCCAAUCCUAAAAGAUGAAACCGUUCAACGGCUGUUUGUUGAAUACAAAUUCUGCAACUUACCAGCUGAAGAAACACCAUUGUCUCUUCCAAAGCCAAGUAGUGGACAGUGGAUACAUUACAAUUACAGCAAUGUGAUCCAUGUGGAUGAAGAAAAUAACCAGCAGAGGAGGCAGUUCCUUAAGUCAGUACUCCAGGGAUUGGAGUCAAACCUCGAAAGUAUAAGAUUUACAAUAGUCAGUGAUCCACCUGAAGAUGAACAGGAGCUCGAGUGUGAAGACGUUGGCUUUGCACACAUUAAUCUGAGAGAGAUAUUCCAAAAGGGAGAAGAUGUGAUUGAAAAGGACAUUGACAUUGUCUAUCCCCAGGGUGGCACAGAGGUGAUUGGGAAAGUGAAAGUGACAGUGGAGGCUUUGGAGGUUCUGCGUAACAUCUCCAAGGAGAACGGAAGACAACUGUAAAAGCGCCCAGAAUCCUACGGGAUCAGAAAUUUGUUUAAUUCUGUUUUUUGGUAAAAAAAAAUUAAAGAAUGAGUUGUGUGUGGCAAGUUUGUUUGCUGCCACAUCUAUUUCAUUUCAUUUCUAAAUAAGAUUGACAAAAACUAUUUGAUUUUCUUUAUUUCCGUACGUCGCAGUAAUUCCGAGGAGUUUGUAUGUCAGCUUUCUUCUAAUGCAUUUCAACACUCACCCGUUCACCGUGUUAAUAAUUCAUAAUUGUGUGAUUGAAUGAUCUUGCUCCAUUUGCAUUUUUUGAACUUUUUUCUACAUAUGUAAUAUGUAUGCAAGAUGGAUAUUUAAUUUUUAAUAAAGUAUUUUCC